Cyprinus carpio (common carp) is the source of this 2135-nucleotide messenger RNA. RefSeq names its product protein eva-1 homolog A-like. The record is from RefSeq and is a predicted model, not a curated record. Gene Ontology annotation, molecular function: carbohydrate binding. NCBI's taxonomy places the organism in Eukaryota, Metazoa, Chordata, Actinopteri, Cypriniformes, Cyprinidae.
CUCUCUCUCUCUCAGGUCUUCUCGGGUGUUCUUCUGACUCUCUCUCUGGUGUCUCCAGACUGGAGUCAUGGAAUCAGACAUCACUUUAGGUCCUGCGGUCUGAUCCUCUCGGGAAUCAUCGGAUCUGAUGGGACAUUUAAGGAUGUUUUUCCCUGAUGUCUCAUAUUCACUGCUGUUGUUGGGAAUCUCGUGUCUGACUGGCUUCACUAAGACUUCACAGGAGUUCUCAGGUUAUCUGUCGCGUGUGCUGAGGAAUUACACCGAACAGGCGUGUGACGGAGAAUUCCUGACUGUUCGCUGUCCACCCAGAACCUCCAUCACCGUCCAAUCGGCUUUCUACGGAAGAACAGACCCCGCCCACUCACCUCAGUGUCCGUCCCCUUAUAGCAGUUCUGGAACAAACUCAGUGCAUGACAUCACUUCCUGUCAUGUGUCCACAUCCUUGCAGAAGAUGCUGGAUGAAUGUGAGGACAGGCGGAGAUGUCAGGUUCUUGUCAACAGUCGUUUGUUCGGGACAGACCCCUGUCCCACCAUCAGCAAAUACCUCAGUGUGCAGUUCAAGUGCAGGCCGAGUGAGUUUAAGAGUAAAGUGGUGUGUGAAGGCGAGCGCUUGCGGUUGGGUUGUAAGGCAGGGAUGCAAAUCGUGGUUUAUGCAGCCAUGUUCGGCCGCACACAGCAGGGAACGCUGGAGUGUCCUCCACACCACCAGAGGGCGCCGUCUGUCGACUGCUCGUCAGAUGUGGCUCUGCAGGUGAUGACAUCACGUUGCCAGGGGAAACGCUCCUGUGUGGUCCGCGCCUCGACACAAGAGUUUGGCGACCCCUGUUACCACGGCACCCACAAAUACCUCAGCGUCAUCCACACCUGCGUCCCAAAGAAACUCAUGCAGGACUCGGUUUCCAGGCAUCCAUCUUUCCCCUCUCCCCCUUCAGUGCCUCAUGACCCCAACGUGGUGGGAGACAGCGCCCCUUCUGACGGGACCCCGUCCCUGACCUCGGACUCUGUGCCAGGGAGGUCAACGCGAGGACGGAGUUCUGGUCCGUAUUCAGAAGAGACGGAUCAGUCUGGAGAAAGCGAUCCGAACCCAACCAUCUCCACCGUAAUCAGACCAGCCAUGGCCCUCAUCAACAGCAUGCUGGCGGCCUACACCUACAUCACAGAGCACCCGGAGCGAUGUGCGCUGUAUUUCAUGUGCGGCAUCUGUGGGGGUCUGUUCCUCACACUCUUUGCGCUGGUGGUUCAGAUUUCCUGUCGUACGGACUGUAAGCCUCGUCACGUCGUCGCUAAGAAGCCUCCUAGCCUCGAGGACUCCAACAGCAACACCUCUGACUCUGAUUCGGACUGGGACUCGAGCUCGGACCUCUCGGCCCGACGGCACCGGCGCUUCGAGCGCACGCUCAACACAAACGUCUUCAUGUCGGCGGAGGAGCUGGAGCGAGCGCAACGUUUGGAGGAGAGAGAGCGCAUCAUACGGGAAAUCUGGAUGAACGGACAGCCGGACGUCCCAGGAACCCGCAGCCUGAAUCGCUACUACUAGAGCGCUGCCUCUGAUCGGGAAGCAGCUAACGGAGUCAUCACCGUGUGUUUUUUGCAGUGGAAAUAAGCUCUUUGUUGAGGCACAGUUUAUGCGUAAGCUUCAGUACACAGAGGUGAAAGGUCAAAUGUUGCAUUCAGACCAGUUGGAUUUGGGAGUAUUCCUACUUGAUGUCUUGAAGUUGGAGAUUUAUUUUCCGCAGCAUGCGGCUGAAGCUAAGGCUCGUGGCAGAUGUGGUUCAGCUGAAAGCUGGCUCUAGGAGUCUAUAGGCAGCUCUGAGGGGUGUGAUAAGCUCUAAGCACUGUGAUUGGUCCUUCACUCCGCCUGUCAAACAGUGAGCACCGCCUUCUGUAGGGAGAGACCUGUGCAAAUUAAGUGCCUUCAGGGUUUGAUCUGACAUAUACACAUAUACAGUACAGCGGGCCUUAAAAAUAUCUCAAUGUGAUUGCAUUAGGAAGCAAAUAUAACAAACCAAGCUGCAUCUGCAAACAAAUGAUGCUGGAGCUUGACUUUUCUGCAUCAGACUUCUCAUCUCGUUUCAAAGUGGCACAGUGCAUUUUUUGCUUACACUUUACAAUAAGGUUCCAUUUGUACUGGAACU